AUGCCGGUGCCCGAUGUGGAGCGUUUCACGGGUGUGGGCAUUCGUGUCAGUUUUACCGGUGACUCCGCCGACAUGCGUGACAUGAACCAGCUCUCGGGCGGACAGAAAUCCCUCGUGGCACUCACUCUCAUCUUUGCCAUCCAAAAAUGCGAUCCCGCGCCAUUCUACCUGUUUGAUGAAAUUGACGCCGCUCUGGAUGCUCAGUAUCGAGUAGCUGUGGCCGACAUGAUCCGCGAUCUUAAAUCCGAGGCGCACAUGUUUUAUUCGUUACAGGUCAGCCAUAUAGAGUGCGUGACAAAAGAGGAAGCACUGGACUUCGUGGAGGACGAUCAAACCCACGGUUGA
This is a messenger RNA of Dibothriocephalus latus, 345 nucleotides long. Lineage: Eukaryota; Metazoa; Platyhelminthes; Cestoda; Diphyllobothriidea; Diphyllobothriidae. The record is from the annotation of a GenBank genome assembly.